This is a messenger RNA of Ochotona curzoniae (black-lipped pika), 317 nucleotides long. RefSeq names its product small integral membrane protein 11A-like. The transcript has a single exon. The coding region runs from base 1 to 174 and encodes 57 amino acids. The record is from RefSeq and is a predicted model, not a curated record. NCBI's taxonomy places the organism in Eukaryota, Metazoa, Chordata, Mammalia, Lagomorpha, Ochotonidae.
AUGAACUGGACGGCCGUCGAACAUGGGCCCCUGCUGCUGUCUAUCUUGGCAGUAAAAAUGUUAAUUCUCUGCCUUGCAUUUGCUGCUGUAAAAAUCUACCAGAGAAAGACAUUGGAAGUAAAACAGCAAAAGCUGGAGGCUGAGAAGAAGCAGCAAUCCGAGAAGGAAAGCUAAAGCGAAAUACCAGAAUUUGCUUAUGUAAAUGUCAGUCUGAAUGGACUGUGGCUGAGGACAAGAAAAGAAAGACUACGGGUCAGGAAAGAAGCUCUCAACUUUAUUUAUUUAUUUAAAUAUUUUAUUUUUAUUGCAAAGGAGGA